AUGGGGAACAGCAAGAGCGGUGCCCUGUCCAAGGAGAUCCUAGAGGAGUUGCAACUGAACACCAAGUUCACAGAGGAGGAGCUGAGUGCCUGGUACCAGUCCUUCCUGAAGGAGUGCCCUAGCGGCCGCAUCACACAGCAGGAGUUCGAAAGUAUCUAUUCCAAGUUCUUCCCGGACUCCGACCCCAAGGCCUACGCGCAGCACGUGUUCCGCAGCUUCGAUGCCAACAGCGAUGGUACGCUGGACUUCAAGGAGUACGUGAUUGCUCUGCACAUGACCACGGCGGGCAAGCCCACGCAGAAGCUCGAGUGGGCCUUCUCGCUCUACGACGUAGAUGGCAAUGGGACCAUCAGCAAAAACGAAGUGUUGGAGAUCGUCAUGGCUAUCUUCAAAAUGAUCAAGCCUGAGGAUGUGAAGCACCUCCCAGAUGAUGAAAACACCCCAGAAAAGCGGGCUGAGAAGAUCUGGGCAUUCUUUGGAAAGAAAGAUGACGAUAAACUUACAGAGGAGGAAUUCAUCGAGGGGACCUUGGCCAAUAAGGAAAUUCUGCGACUGAUCCAGUUUGAACCUCAAAAAGUGAAGGAGAGGAUAAAGGAAAAGAAACAGUGAUGGGCACCGCUCGACUCUCGCCCACCCCACCCCCACACAAGCACCUGCAGUGUGCGCAUGCAUGUGUCAGCCUGCACACAGCACACCCUGAGUCUGGAGAGGUGGGGAACCCAACCUCUCCCUGCCAACUGAAGGUCCUUAGCAAGACACAAUU
Messenger RNA from Apodemus sylvaticus (European woodmouse), 763 nucleotides. RefSeq names its product recoverin (gene Rcvrn). The transcript is spliced from 3 exons. Gene Ontology annotation, molecular function: calcium ion binding. The record is from RefSeq and is a predicted model, not a curated record. NCBI's taxonomy places the organism in Eukaryota, Metazoa, Chordata, Mammalia, Rodentia, Muridae. The coding region runs from base 1 to 609 and encodes 202 amino acids.